AUGAAAGUUUGCGAGAAAGUUGAAAGUAAAGGGAGAACAACAUAUAAUGAGGUGGCAGAUGAACUUGUUGCUGAGUUUACAGACCCCAAUAACAAUAUUGAACCGCCAGAUCCUGAUAAUCCGAAUGCACAACAAUAUGAUGAGAAAAAUAUUCGAAGGAGGGUUUAUGAUGCACUGAAUGUUCUGAUGGCUAUGGACAUUAUAUCUAAGGAUAAGAAGGAAAUACAGUGGAAAGGCUUGCCUCGGACUAGUAUAAAUGAUAUUGAAGAGCUGCAGUCGGAUCUCGCCGGAGUGAAAGCAAGGAUUGAAAAGAAAAGUGCAUAUUUGCAGGAGCUACAAGAUCAAUAUCUAGGUAUGCAGAACUUAAUAAACCGAAAUGAGCAGCUGUAUGGUUCAGGAAACAUUCCUUCGGGUGGAGUGGCCUUGCCAUUCAUCCUUAUCCAGACACGCCCUCAUGCAACUGUCGAAGUUGAAAUAUCAGAAGAUAUGCAACUGGUGCAUUUUGACUUUAAUACCACCCCAUUUGAGUUGCACGAUGACUCGUAUGUGCUAAAAGCACUGAACUCGUAUGGAAAAGAAGAGAAUGCCGGUACUUCGGAGCCGAUAUCAAAUCGAUGCGAGGGCUCGAGCACGCCGAAUAUUUAUCGGCAUCAGAUACAACAAUCUGCAAUGGCAAGUAAUGGCACAAAUAGAUUACCAAGCUCACCACCACCCCCUGUUCCAGGCAUUCUGAAAGGGCGAGUGAAGCAUGAGCACCUGUACUAG
This is a messenger RNA of Triticum turgidum subsp. durum (durum wheat), 765 nucleotides long. The record is from the annotation of a GenBank genome assembly. Lineage: Eukaryota; Viridiplantae; Streptophyta; Magnoliopsida; Poales; Poaceae.